AUGCACGCAGCCGGUCUCGCACCGCAAUUGCACCCAAAGCACAGAUCUCACAACCUACCUACCGAUAUUUGCAACCAUCGCGGUGGCUCACGUCACAGCACCAACAACCAAAAUAGCCAACUCUUAAACAGCCCAAGGAGCUACUCUAAUGAUGCUCAGACCCCAGGAAGGACCUCAGCGUCCAGAACCAAAGUCAUCGACCCCCUCCAAAACGAAUACUCCAUCGCCACGAAGUCACCAAUUCUUUAUUCAACAACUAUCCGCUCAGACGACAACUGGGACUACAGCGAGUCAAAAAAUUCAAGGUCAGAAAUUGAAUUACCUCAUGUUUUCCACCAAACAUUAUAG
Messenger RNA from Macrosiphum euphorbiae (potato aphid), 348 nucleotides. The record is from the annotation of a GenBank genome assembly. Lineage: Eukaryota; Metazoa; Arthropoda; Insecta; Hemiptera; Aphididae.